CCCCAUGACUGAACAGUGAAUCUGAAAGUAAACUGGUGUUUGCAGUGUGCUGCUUUAUGUGUCUGCAGUCUGACUGAGGAUCAGAUCUAACUGGAUUUUGCAGGAUGAAGAUUCUGCUGCUCCUCUUACUCAGGGCUCGGCUGUGAUUGGUGGACCUAAUGACCGGCCUGAUGUGACUGGUUCCUGCGGUGGCCUUGAGCUACAAAAGGGCGACUGAAGAGCUGCACUGGUUGGGAUGUGUGGCAGACUUCCCAUGCACCUGCCUCUGGUCCAGACGGCGCGGCUGCAGCUACAGUUUUUAGCACAAAGUCGGGCAUGUGUGUGAGGUGCGGAGUAAGUAGCGCAUGCCACAGCAGUGGAGGUGUAUGAGGGGGCUGAGUCUGCGCUGCUGCCCUGUCAGCUACUAGCUGCUCCCAGUGAGUUCACAGCAGCAGUGUGGGACCGCAAGGACCUCAACAUCCCAACAGUCCAUGUUCGUGUGAAGAGUGGUGAUGAUUUGGACGACCAAAACCAGCGUUACACCAACCGAACAUCAAUGAGUGCUGAUGCUCUGCAAACUGGAAACUUCAGCCUCACUCUGAGAAACCCGACAGUCUCUGACAGUGGAACCUACACCUGCAUCCUCCGCAUCACUGGACGAGAUGUGAGCUGGACUUACUUACAACCGAAGGUCACAGAACCUCCUCCUCCACCUCCUCCAGUCUGGCCCAAAGUUCUCUCAGCUGUCUUGGUUCCUGUGGUUGUCCUGGCUAUUUGCUGUGGUAUCGGCAUGUUUUGUGGAUAUAAAAGGCUGAAAAGUAAAGAGGUUCAUGAGGUGGAGGUGGGUUCAGGUGUGGAGUUUGCCAAUCUGCCCUGCAAAGCCACAGUUCACCUGUCUAAGGUAAAUAAGAUUGUGUGGAAGGACAGAGAUGGCAGGAACGUCCAUGUGUAUCAGAAAGACUCUAAGCAGCCUGAAAAACCGCACAGACGUUACAGGAACCGAACAGAAAUGAUUGAAGACCUCAGUCUGACCCUGACAUACCCCACAGAAACUGACACAGACACCUACACCUACACCAUCUACAACAGGAAGGAAAAAGUCCUUAUGAAGAAAAAAGUGGAGCUGAAAGUCAGAGACUGUCAGGUAGACGUGAAGGAGGGGGCGGAGUCUGUCCUGCUGCCCUUUCAAACCACAGCAAACCUGCCUAGAGACACUGAAGUGGUGUGGAAACGUCAUGAACCCGAAUACAUGAAGGUCCACGUGUAUGAGAACGGCUAUGACCAUCCUGACAAACAGGACAACCAUUACAAAGGUCGCACUAAGAUGAAGAAAGACCUGCUGACCACCGGAGACCUCAGUCUGACCCUGCAACACCCCACGGAGGGUGACAGUGGGAGAUACGGCUGUGAGGUCAACAACAAGGACGCCUCACAGUCACAGGGAAUAAUCAGGCCAAGAAACAAACACAACAUCAGGAUCAGCUCCAAUGAUCAAUCGGUUUGAUGUGUUUGUUUGGUUAUUAAUCUGAUUACAGUGAAGGACAUCAUGAAUAGACAGUGGAUGAAGGGUUGAAGAUGCUGUCAGCUGAUACUUUGUUUGCCCUUUAUUCGGCUGUAUUAUUCUGAGUGAGGUCAACAUUGUGUCCUCAUAUUUGUCUGUUCUCAGUAUGAUUAGACAAGUAACUUGUAAAAGCUAAAAUGGGUCACUUUACUGUUGAUUAUGUUUAUUUGUUUGAUGAUGUUUAUUGUUUAUUGUUUCAGUAACAUGAACAAAGUACUGUGCAAGAAAUGAUCAAUAUCAUCUGCAUUUGAAAGAAUGUGAAAGAAUGUGAAAGAAGGUGAAGAACAAUUUACACAUUUGUUCAAUGAACAUUUAUAUAGACUAA
Oreochromis aureus is the source of this 1865-nucleotide messenger RNA. RefSeq lists its product as uncharacterized. Gene Ontology annotation, biological process: negative regulation of T cell proliferation; cell surface receptor signaling pathway; immune response. NCBI's taxonomy places the organism in Eukaryota, Metazoa, Chordata, Actinopteri, Cichliformes, Cichlidae. The record is from RefSeq and is a predicted model, not a curated record. The transcript has 7 exons. Gene Ontology annotation, cellular component: external side of plasma membrane. The coding region runs from base 536 to 1483 and encodes 315 amino acids.